AAAGAUAAAGAUAAAGAUAAAGAUAAAGAUAAAGAUAAAGAUAAAGAUAAAGAUAAAGAUAAAGAUAAAGAUAAAGAUAAAGAUAAAGAUAAAGAUAAAGAUAAAGAUAAAGAUAAAGAUAAAGAUAAAGAUAAAGAUAAAGAUAAAGAUAAAGAUAAAGAUAAAGAUAAAGAUAAAGAUAAAGAUAAAGAUAAAGAUAAAGAUAAAGAUAAAGAUAAAGAUAAAGAUAAAGAUAAAGAUAAAGAUAAAGAUAAAGAUAAAGAUAAAGAUAAAGAUAAAGAUAAAGAUAAAGAUAAAGAUAAAGAUAAAGAUAAAGAUAAAGAUAAAGAUAAAGAUAAAGAUAAAGAUAAAGAUAAAGAUAAAGAUAAAGAUAAAGAUAAAGAUAAAGAUAAAGAUAAAGAUAAAGAUAAAGAUAAAGAUAAAGAUAAAGAUAAAGAUAAAGAUAAAGAUAAAGAUAAAGAUAAAGAUAAAGAUAAAGAUAAAGAUAAAGAUAAAGAUAAAGAUAAAGAUAAAGAUAAAGAUAAAGAUAAAGAUAAAGAUAAAGAUAAAGAUAAAGAUAAAGAUAAAGAUAAAGAUAAAGAUAAAGAUAAAGAUAAAGAUAAAGAUAAAGAUAAAGAUAAAGAUAAAGAUAAAGAUAAAGAUAAAGAUAAAGAUAAAGAUAAAGAUAAAGAUAAAGAUAAAGAUAAAGAUAAAGAUAAAGAUAAAGAUAAAGAUAAAGAUAAAGAUAAAGAUAAAGAUAAAGAUAAAGAUAAAGAUAAAGAUAAAGAU
Messenger RNA from Plutella xylostella (diamondback moth), 768 nucleotides. RefSeq lists its product as uncharacterized. Lineage: Eukaryota; Metazoa; Arthropoda; Insecta; Lepidoptera; Plutellidae. The record is from RefSeq and is a predicted model, not a curated record.